AUGGCGCAUUAUGAAGUCAGAGCACAAGCACUUGCAAAUGUGUUGAGAAGGAAUAAUCCAGUUGGUUCUUUCCCUUCCGUAGCCAAGAAUGAAUUACUUUAUGACAAAUGCAACAAGCUGAAAGGAAAAUGCAAAAGAUCAUGCUUAAAGAGUGAGGAAAUUGUCGCUUUCUGCCCGAAGUCUCAAAAAUGCUGCCUGAAAAUUGAGCCCUGUGAGCUGAGUGAAGACAGCUUUGACAGCUAGGGCUUCGGGUGCCAGGGACACGCGGUGGCCUGGAGCUUCUCGGUGCUCUGCGGGAAGCAAGUGCUUCAAUAAAAAUUGAUGACUUUUCAGUGAGUUUGUCCAUGCUUUGUUUCAAUUGGAAAACAGGUCUGUCGAAACCCGAGAAGCCUCCUUCCUGCUCUAUUUUUUUUUUUUUAUAAUUUUGGGAUGACAUAACUUUUCCUAUGAUAACUAACUUUCUCUAUAAAGGACUAGAAAUAAAUUAGGAAAAUAAUACCAUUCGUCAUGGCACUAACAAAAUUAACUAUUAAAUAUCCAAGGGUCUGCUGUGCGGGACCUGUCCCCGGGCU
Messenger RNA from Octodon degus (degu), 572 nucleotides. RefSeq names its product beta-defensin 106-like. The record is from RefSeq and is a predicted model, not a curated record. The coding region runs from base 1 to 243 and encodes 80 amino acids. Lineage: Eukaryota; Metazoa; Chordata; Mammalia; Rodentia; Octodontidae. Gene Ontology annotation, cellular component: extracellular region. Gene Ontology annotation, biological process: innate immune response. The transcript is spliced from 2 exons.